Messenger RNA from Malus domestica (apple), 1374 nucleotides. RefSeq names its product urease accessory protein D. NCBI's taxonomy places the organism in Eukaryota, Viridiplantae, Streptophyta, Magnoliopsida, Rosales, Rosaceae. The record is from RefSeq and is a predicted model, not a curated record. Gene Ontology annotation, molecular function: nickel cation binding.
AGCCUUUGGUUGUUUUGUACACAGGUUACAGCUCUAGAGAGAGAGAGAAAGAGAGAGAGAUGGAGAGAGAGGGAAGGGUGGAGGUGGAAAAAGUGGGAGGAAGGUCAACAGUGACAAGAUGCUUCUCAAAGUAUCCUCUCAAGUUCAUCAUCCCCAGAAAGGUGGGUCCCUCCAAAACUGAUGCUGUUUGGGUUUACAACCUCACCUAUGGUGGUGGUAUUGUUUCUGGAGAUUCUAUUUCAUGUGAGUUUAACAUUGGAGAUGGCUGCACCACUGUCUUAACAACCCAAGCUUCCACUAAGGGAGGAGUGCAAGAUAACGAUUUUGGAGUGCCAAUAACAUCUCGCGGAUUCAUUAUCUUCAUUCCCUUAUUCGUUUACAAGUCUGUGGGAUUCAAGUGCUGUGAACAAGUCUUGGAGGCAAGGGUUGGGAGCAAUGCCCUUUUGGCGGUCAUUCCUGAUCCUGUGACAUGUUUUUCCACGGCAAGAUACUCUCAGAAACAAGUCUUUAGGGUAGUUUCCGACUCAAGUUUGGUCAUUGUGGAUUGGAUUACCAGUGGGCGUCACGAAAGUGGAGAAAAAUGGGAUUUCGAUCUUUACAAGAGCAUCAACCACAUAUUUAUGGAAAAUGAUGAACCUCUGUUUCUGGACGCGGUGCACCUCGAGCGUGGAAAUAUCUCUUCAAUUGCUGAACGAAUGCAGGACUACCAAGUAAUUGCAAUGGUUGUACUCUUGGGGCCAAAGAUCAAGCACAUUCAGAACCUAGUUCAAGAAAACGUGAAGAGGAUCAUGUCUGACCAAUUACACAUUCCUUCCACCGCGUCAGGUCACCAAAUAAAAACAAAUUCUGAUAAUCGCUUCGCCAAACCAAGCUUUAUUGCUUCUUCAAGUGUUUUUGGUCCUAAGGGAAUCGGGGUGGUUGUUCGUGUAGCUGCUACAACAACUGAAUCAGUUUAUAAGUUCCUGCAGCAUCAAUUGGCCGGCAUGGAGCCACUACUUGGGGUAUCGCCAUAUCACUGAACCUGCGUGGAGAAUACGAAACUUCAAACACUUGGUUUUGGUCUGACACCCUGCGACCUUUGUCGGAAUCUAGCUCUUGCUUUCCUUGCCCAUCCUUUUCAACGACUCAGCGGCUCGACGGAGAUGGUUUAACUGGACGAUAAGCUUCUCGGAGUAGCUGGAGAAAAAUGCAUUGUAACCUGGAUGGUUCUUCCAAUCCAUGAUUAAAUUACAUUCCUAGUUACAAUCGUUGCGCGUUAGAGUGAAUAUUGGCUGAUUAUCCUUGACUCUUUUUGCUAAACAUUUGUUAUGCUAGAUAUCCCACAUUGGAACGCUUGUAACUACGCAACGCAAGAAUAGCUAAAGUUGACGGGCU